Molecule: messenger RNA, 1923 nt
Organism: Centropristis striata (black sea bass)
Lineage: Eukaryota; Metazoa; Chordata; Actinopteri; Perciformes; Serranidae
Gene: clta
Product: clathrin, light chain A
Exons: 8
Coding region: 121-879 (252 amino acids)
Biological process (GO): clathrin-dependent endocytosis; clathrin coat assembly; intracellular protein transport
Cellular component (GO): clathrin coat of coated pit; synaptic vesicle membrane; postsynaptic endocytic zone cytoplasmic component
Molecular function (GO): structural molecule activity; clathrin heavy chain binding
Source: RefSeq, a predicted model, not a curated record
UUCGCUAGUUGUUCCAUUUUUUGAUUGUCGUCCUUCUUCCAGUUGAGCUAGUCGGUUUCAGUCAGCCGCUACACCUGCCUACCCUUUAGUCGUAUUUAUCCCCCCACAAGUACACCCAACAUGGAUGAUUUUGAUAUGCUGAACGCGCCCGCUGCUGGAAACGGUGUCGGCUCUGAAGAGGACCCCGCUGCCGCUUUUCUGGCUCAGCAGGAGAGCGAAAUAGCGGGGAUUGAAAACGACGAAGGCUUCAGCAUCCUGGACAGUGGAGAGGUGCCCUCGUCGUUGGGAGACUCCACCGAUGGUGCUGUCAAUGGAGAGCUUCAUGGGCUGGAGGAGAACUCUGGUCUGGAACCGUGGUCUGUACCGGAGAUUGACCCAGUUGAUCUGGAAAGCAAUGGUCCAUCUGAUGCCUAUGCAGCAAUUUCCAAUGCAGACAGGCUGCAGGCCGAACCUGAAAGCCUACGCAAGUGGAGGGAGGAGCAAGCCGAUCGGCUGGAGUUGCUAGAUGAAAACUCUCGCAAACAGGAGUCAGAGUGGAAAGAGAAAGCCAAGGUGGAGCUGGAAGAGUGGCACGCCAGGCAGAACGAGCAGCUGGAAAAAACCAAAACCAACAACAGGGUGCUGGAUGAAGACUUCUACAAGCAGCCCUUCUCUGAGCUCAUUGGUUAUGUCACACACAUUAACCAUCCUUGCUACCGCCUAGACCAGGCGGCUGAGGAGGCCAUGAUUUCAGAUCUGGAUGAGAACAACCCCGGUACGGAGUGGGAGCGGGUGGCUCGGCUCUGCGACUUCAACCCCAAGUCCAGCAAGCAGGCCAAAGACGUGUCCCGCAUGCGAUCUGUCCUCAUCUCCCUGAAGCAGUCCCCGCUAGUCCGCUAGGCAGCUAAGGCUGCUCAGGGCGUCAUUCCAUAUCAUCCUCUAUCACCACACACCAACCAACCCAACGACCACAAUCUGUAUUCUGAAGAUGAGGGGGCUUACCCCCUUUCUGUGCAUAUCUGUUUACGAUACACAGCCCUGUCGACCCCCCAGUGGUCCUACCCUCAUUCAUGUCCACCUAGCAAGGCUCUAGAGAUUCGCCUUGAAGCACCAGCUCAUCAUUUUCUUUCACCUGUGUGCUCCUCUUCCACAGACCAGUCCAGACUUUGUGAUGCGUCUCCCUCGUAUGUUAAACAUACUGAGAGCAAGGCCAUUUAAAUUGACACCAGGUCUCGUCUCAGUCUGUGGUUUUGUGUAACACUUGUGUAAGGUUGGUGAGUUGUGACACUAAAAGGGAAGGGUUGAUGUUUGUUUGGGCCUACAGCUACACUACAACCUGCUUCACACGGCCCCCAAACAAUAUCAUUCCCAUGAUGCUGUACUCUUAACUCUUAAUCUCAUGAAUCGUUCUCUGACCUUCGAGGGUUGAUAGAUGUUAAAUGGUUUUAUUCACCCUUUCGUUUCCCAUUCUUAGAAAUUGUCUCUUCAGAAGUUUUCUUUAUUGUUGUUUUUUUAAGGACCAAACUCUUAAGACAAAACUCCAAAUUCAGUGUGAGUACUUUGAUCUGUGUAUGUAGUGCCUGUUUGUGGCAAAUUGUGUUAAAUUUUCCAAUCUAUGCAUUUCUUUUUGAAAAGCCUCGCCCCUCUCCAGUCAGGAACUGAACAAAGUCCAGUCAUUACAAGAAAUAUGACCCGUUUGUGUGUGCGUUUAAACCUCAACAGUGUGUGCGUGUGUGUAUGUACUCUAUGCGUGUACCUAUGUACAUAUACAGAAGGCAAUAUAUAUACAUUAUAUAAAACGUUUAUGUCACUGAAAUUAGACAGUUGUGGUUUUAAAGAGAACUAGAUAUUAGCCAGCUGUUGCUUGACCAUGCGUGUUCAUUGUCCAUUUGAUUUCAAUAUCAGUAAAAAAGUGAAUAAACAUGUUGUUUGCUCAUUCUUUAA